Molecule: messenger RNA, 1414 nt
Organism: Acomys russatus (golden spiny mouse)
Lineage: Eukaryota; Metazoa; Chordata; Mammalia; Rodentia; Muridae
Gene: Fbll1
Product: fibrillarin like 1
Exons: 1
Coding region: 268-1236 (322 amino acids)
Biological process (GO): rRNA methylation; box C/D sno(s)RNA 3'-end processing
Cellular component (GO): small-subunit processome; box C/D methylation guide snoRNP complex; Cajal body
Molecular function (GO): histone H2AQ104 methyltransferase activity; RNA binding; rRNA methyltransferase activity
Source: RefSeq, a predicted model, not a curated record
GAGAGCACAAGCGGAGAGAGAAAACAAAGGGUUACAAGUGAGCAGGCUGCGUCUGCGCGCAGGUGGAGCAGGGGGGCCACAGGGUCUACAAGACGGCUCUGAUGCAAUCACGCAAGUCACCGCGUCAAAGCGUGGAUCUGGGAAUGCGGCAUUCCGCAUCUCACUGCGGCUAAUCCUGCAGGCAGCCUCCGCCAUCAACUUGUCUCAACUGCGUAGCAAUCUCCCGGCAAUCCCCGACCACCGCGGCAAUUCCAGAGUGCAGGGGCUAUGAAGCCGGCAGGCAGCCGCAGCGGUUGGGGCUGGAGUGGCAGCAAAGGAAGCGGCAAAGGAGGCGGCAAGGGAGGUGAUGGGGGCUCGGGGUCCAAAGGCGGCUACGGAUCACGCUCCCGCGGCUAUAGUGGCGGUGGUGGCAGAGGUCGGGGACGCAGCGGCGGACGCGGCGACAGUAGGGACCGCGGCGGCAAUAGCCAUCAUCGCCGUGGCCCGGGCAGGAACAAGAACCGCCGCAGAAAGGGUAUCACCGUGUCGGUGGAGCCGCAUCGGCACGAGGGCGUGUUUAUCUACCGCGGAGCGGAGGAUGCGCUGGUCACGCUUAACUUGGUACCCGGAGUCUCCGUGUAUGGUGAGAAGCGCGUCACCAUAAUUGAGAACGGUGAGAAGAUAGAGUACCGAACAUGGAACCCCUUCCGUUCCAAACUGGCGGCUGCCAUCCUGGGCGGCGUGGACAAGAUCCACAUCAAGCCCAGAUCUAGAGUGCUGUACUUGGGCGCAGCCUCGGGAACCACGGUCUCCCAUGUUUCUGACAUCAUCGGCCCCGACGGCCUGGUCUAUGCGGUUGAAUUCUCCCAUCGCGCUGGCCGCGAUCUGGUCAAUGUGGCUAAGAAGCGCACCAACAUUAUCCCGGUACUGGAAGAUGCCCGGCACCCACUCAAGUAUCGCAUGCUCAUUGGUAUGGUGGAUGUCAUCUUUGCCGACGUGGCCCAGCCAGACCAGUCCCGCAUCGUGGCGCUGAACGCCCACACCUUUCUGCGCAACGGAGGCCAUUUUCUGAUUUCCAUCAAGGCCAACUGCAUCGACUCCACAGCGUCUGCUGAGGCCGUGUUUGCGUCAGAGGUGAAGAAGCUGCAACAGGAGAAUCUGAAGCCGCAGGAGCAGCUGACUCUGGAGCCCUACGAAAGGGAUCACGCCGUGGUCGUCGGAGUCUACCGGCCCUCUUCCAGGAGCAGCAGCAAGUAGUAGCAGCAAGUAGCAGCAGCAGCAGCAGCAGCAGCAGCAGCAGCCCCAGCCAGGGAAGGUGCCCCCAUACUGCCAUGAGACUGUGUUGUGUCUUUGUGCCUGUCCUAUUGUGUUGCUUCUCUGUUAAAUGAAAUAAACAACUCGCAAGUGAAGCCCGAGUGGGUUUUGCAGUGGCUCC